AGUAAGAUGGAGCCGUGGAAAGACCUGACCGGGAAGGUAGUGAUGGUGACAGGGGCAUCCUCGGGAAUCGGGUUAGAGUUCUGUCUCGACUUAGCGAAAGCCGGUUGCAGGAUCAUUGCUGCAGCCCGUCGUAUCAAUAGGCUGAAAACUUUAUGCAGCCAGAUUAAUAAUUCGGAGGGGCCAGCCUGGCGUGCAGUUGCCGUCCAGCUUGACAUCACUGCUGAUGGUGCAACUAUUGAGGCUGCUGUGCAAGUAGCUUGGGACGCCUUCGGACGUAUCGAUGCCUUGGUUAACAAUGCUGGGCUUAGAGGUAGUGUGAACUCUUCACUAAAAUUGACAGAGGAGGAAUGGGAACAUACCUUUAAGACGAAUCUCAGAGGGGGGUGGUUGGUGUCGAAAUAUGUAUGUAGACGUAUGCGCGAUGCUAAACAAGGCGGAGGCUCUAUUAUUAAUAUCUCUUCGAUUCUUGGUCUUAAUCGAGGACUAUUACCGGGGAGUGUUGCUUACUCUUCUUCAAAGAUGGCUCUUGACAUGGUCACUAAGAUUAUGGCGCUUGAAUUGGGAGCACACAAUAUCAGAGUGAACUCAAUAUCACCGGGAAUUUUCAAAUCCGAGAUAACAGAGAGCCUUGUUCAACAGAAAUGGUUCCAUAACGUUGUUUUGAGAAUCGUUCCUCUGAGAAAUCUUGGAACGACAGAUCCGGCUUUAACAUCACUCGUCAGAUACUUAAUCCAUGAUUCCACGGAAUAUGUAUCUGGCAAUGUUUUCAUUGUCGAUGCUGGAACAACCUUAGCAAGUGUUCCAAUUUUCUCAUCGCUCUAAAAUUAGCUCAUGAAGACAUUGAAUCUGAUCGAUUUGUUUAUGGAGAUAUAUACAAUGUGAUCAAGAAAUGGAUUUGUGAGUUGAAGAAAAUAAAAACGUUUUGGUUUUGUCUCAUUAUUAGCCAUAUUAUUGGAGCAAAAUGUAUCAUAACUAAUGGAGUUUGAACAAAUCCAUAGUGGCCGAGUUACGUGAUACCUAUGCCGGUGGGAGGUAGCGAGUACAGAAUGAAAUUAGUUGAGGUCCA
This is a messenger RNA of Capsicum annuum, 1066 nucleotides long. Its product is annotated as 3-oxoacyl-[acyl-carrier-protein] reductase FabG-like. The transcript has 3 exons. Lineage: Eukaryota; Viridiplantae; Streptophyta; Magnoliopsida; Solanales; Solanaceae. The record is from RefSeq and is a predicted model, not a curated record. The coding region runs from base 7 to 822 and encodes 271 amino acids. Gene Ontology annotation, molecular function: oxidoreductase activity.